Strongyloides ratti is the source of this 1524-nucleotide messenger RNA. RefSeq lists its product as hypothetical. Bases 1 to 1524 code for a protein of 507 amino acids. The record is from RefSeq and is a predicted model, not a curated record. The transcript has 2 exons. NCBI's taxonomy places the organism in Eukaryota, Metazoa, Nematoda, Chromadorea, Rhabditida, Strongyloididae.
AUGUUUUUGUCGUACAAAUAUGCAACAUACAUCAUUGCCAUUGGAAUUUUUUUCGUAUUAUCAUCAAUUUGUAGUUUUGGAUUUAAAUGUCAAACAAUAUUUUUAAAUAUUCCACAUUAUAAAAGUUUAUCACUUUCACUUGGUUUUGAAUGUUUUAGUUUAUUUUUUGCUGGAGAAGCUUUAGCAUAUUUAUCUGCUGAAUUUAUUGUACAUUAUGUAGGAUAUCGAAUUGUUUUAAAAUUUGCAGGAUUCUUUGUUUGUAUAUUUUUUUUAAUAACAUUAAGUGGAAAUAUCUUUUUAAUUAGAAUUGGAGCAUUAAUUGUUGGAGUUGCUGUUGGUAACAUAUGGACUUCAAUAACAUCUUUUUUAAAAUAUUCAAGAUCUAAUCCAUGGAAUGAAUUUAGUAAAAAAGUUUUUGCAUUUCUACCAUUUUUUGUAGUAGUUUUGUUUCCAAUGCUAGGAAUUACAACCUCAUUACCAAGCAGUCUUCCAGUACUUUUUAAUUCACCUCCACCUAAAAAUGUGGAAAGUAAAUUUUCACCCCAAUUAUUUGAACAUUUAAAAGAUGUUGUUAGUGCAAAAAUUUUUUAUGAACAUUUAUUAGAAUAUUUAAUUUUUUCUUUAUUAGGUACAUUUUUAUUAUGUGUACAACCAAGACUUUGGAAAAUUGUUGGAAUGAAAAUAAAUAGUGAAAAAAAUUUACAAUUAACACUUGUUGAUUAUAACAAUGAAAAGGAUAGUUUUUCAAAGUCAAUAAAUGAGCUAUAUAAAAAAAAACGAAAAAUUAUUAUUAAAUCAUGGAAAAGUGAUAUUAGAUCAAUACCCUUUAUUAUUUGUAACCGAUUUAUGAUUAUUGGUUAUUUUCCACUUCUUUAUAUAGGGGCUAUGACAGCAUAUGUUGGACCAUUAAUGACUUCAGGAAUUAAUUAUGGAGACAUUGAAAGAGAUUUAAGUACACAAACUGGUUAUUUAACAAUUUUAACAAUAUUUAUUUGUAUUGGUAGAGGAGUAACACAUUUUUGGUCUACUUUCAAUGAGAAGGAAAGAUAUGCUAAAAAUAGAAAAGGAAAAUUAUAUACUUUAUUAUUAACAUUAGUAAGCUUAUUAAUUAUCUCAUUUGCGGAUAUAUUUUUACCACGUGGUCAAGUUGAUUUGUUAUAUGGUAUUGUUAGGCACAAAUUUAGUUUUGCAACAAAAUUUUUAAUACUUCUUCGUUUACUUGGUAUUUCAUUUUUAUCAAUGGCAAGUGCAUUCUCAGAGUACUAUAUUUAUGGAUAUUUUGAAAUUCUUGGACAAGAAUUUGGAAGUAAAGUCAUGUAUAUUGUUAGAAUAAUACAUUGUAUAGCUACAAUGUCUUUUGUUUUAAUAUUUCAAAAUAUUCCAAUACAUAUAUUUCCUUUAGUAAUGUCAAUUUUUAUCUUAAUAACAGCAAUUAAUUUUUCAAAAGCUGAAAAAUAUUUAAUCAAAAGUAUUUUUAUCACUCAAGGAGUCAGUCAAACAACGAUAACAAAAAAUAAAAGUUAA